Bombina bombina (fire-bellied toad) is the source of this 1807-nucleotide messenger RNA. It is a transcript of the gene AK5, whose product is annotated as adenylate kinase 5. The transcript has 16 exons. The record is from RefSeq and is a predicted model, not a curated record. Gene Ontology annotation, molecular function: nucleoside diphosphate kinase activity; ATP binding. Bases 1 to 1689 code for a protein of 562 amino acids. NCBI's taxonomy places the organism in Eukaryota, Metazoa, Chordata, Amphibia, Anura, Bombinatoridae. Gene Ontology annotation, biological process: nucleoside triphosphate biosynthetic process. Gene Ontology annotation, cellular component: cytoplasm; cytosol.
AUGAACAGCAAUGAUGCAAAGGAGUAUUUAUCGAGGAGAGAGAUUCCUCAGUUAUUUGAGGGACUUUUGAAUGGACUAAUGUAUAACAGACCAGAUGAUCCAGUUGAUUACUUGGAAAAUUGUUUACAAAAAGUGAAAGAAUUGGGAGGGUCUGAAAAAGCACGAUGGGACUCAUUUGUAGGUCCAGACAAAAGAAACCUACCUCCUCUCAAUGGUGGACAAAGUAGAAGGUCGUUUUUCCGAAAUGUGUUGCCAGAAAGCUGUAACUUUCCAUAUCGUCGCUAUGAUCGUUUACCACCAAUUCAUCAGUUCUCUAUUGAAAGUGACACUGACCUCUCGGAAACUGCAGAACUGAUUGAAGAAUAUGAAGUUUUUGAUCCUUCAAGACCUCACCCAAAAAUCAUACUUGUCAUAGGUGGACCUGGCAGUGGAAAAGGCACCCAGAGCCUAAAAAUAGCCGAACGUUAUGGAUUUGAAUACAUAUCUGUGGGUGAACUGUUAAGAAAGAAGAUUCACAACACAAGCAGCAAUAGAAAAUGGAGCCUAAUUGCAAAGAUAAUAACAAAUGGCGAAUUAGCACCGCAGGAAACAACUAUUACCGAAAUCAAACAAAAACUAAUGCAAAUCCCAGACUCAGAGGGCAUUGUUAUAGAUGGAUUUCCUCGAGAUGUUUCUCAAGCACUGUCAUUCGAGGAUCAAAUCUGCACCCCAGAUUUAGUGGUGUUUCUGGCUUGUGCAAAUCACAGAUUGAAGGAACGCUUACAAAACCGUGCAGAGCAGCAGGGACGACCAGAUGAUAACAUAAAAGCUAUCCAGAGAAGAUUAAUGAAUUUUAAGCAGAAUGCUGUUCCACUGGUCAACUUCUUCCAAGAAAAGGGUCUAAUCAUAACGUUUGAUGCUGACAGAGAAGAGGAGGAGGUGUUUUUUGAUAUCAGUGUUGCAGUUGACAAUAAGCUAUUUCCUGCAAAAGAACCUGUGGCAGGACCGAGUGACCUUGACGUAAGUGUUCUAAUGGAUAGUGGGGAGGUUGCUGAUACAGACCUGGAGUUUGAAGAUCAGACUGAUGAAGUGGCAAAUCUUUUUGGAGAUGAUUACCUAAGAGGAUGGAUGUCGGAUCUUCAGAAACUUAAAAUUUUAACAUUGGCGGGUGGCCCUGGAUCUGGAAAAGGAAUUCAAUGUGAAAAAUUAAUUCAGAAAUAUGGAUUCACGCACUUAUCCUUUGGUGACCUAAUGCAGAAUGAGCUGGCAGCACUCUCAGAGCGAGGGAAACUAAUGAAAGAUUUCAUAGAGCAUGGGGAAAUGGUUCCAAUUGAUAUCAUAUUUGAGAUUCUUAAAGAUGCAAUGAUCUCUUACUUUGGAAAUACUAAAGGAUUUAUCUUAGAUGGCUUUCCUUGUGAACUCAAACAGGCAGAAGAAUUUGAGAGCAAGGUUGGUGAUCCAAACAUUGUGCUCUUCCUGGACUGUUCUGCAGAAUCCAUGACCCAACGUCUCAUAAAGAGAAGCAGAAGUAAUCAGCGAAACGACGUGAGUGCUGAGUCCAUCAAGAGGAGACUGCAGACAUUUUACCAGUCAACAGGGCCCAUCCUUGCAUAUUAUGAAGCACAAUCGCUUUUAUGUAAGGUAAAAGCAGAGAGAUCCAUAGAGGAGGUUUUUCUACAAGUCUGCACAUCGGUUGACUCUGUUUUCUAAACAGGAUGGAAUGCAUCUGUUUUGGCAUGUAAAUAGUGUAAAUAUUCUUAUUUCACCAAUACACUCGCAGGGCCACCCUGCCGGAAAUAAUCCAUUAAACAAUUGGAUGAUAUCUCAA